AUGGCGAGGCGACGGAAUGUCAAGGGCCCCGAUGAGGGCCGCUCGAAGCAGGCGGGAAAGGAAGAACUCCACGAAACCCACAAGGACGCGACAAUGAGCCAGCAGUCGAAAUGGCUGACGCUUGCCCUUGCUAGUGGCGCAUUUGCUGCGAUGAAUGGACUGUUUGCGAAAUUGACUACGACGGAGCUUACAACUAGCAUCUCGCGGGCAAUAUCUCAUCCCUUCUCGUCAUCUGGAGCGACUACCACCGUGGAUGUGGUGGUGGAAUACAUAGUUCGAGCUGGCUUCUUCGGGUUGAAUCUUCUCUCCAAUUUCAUUAUGUGGACGCUUUUCACUCGUGCAUUGACUGCCUCUCCAUCGACAACCAAGGUAACCAUCACAAACACUACAGCAAACUUUCUCGUCACGGCUGUGCUGGGUAUGCUUGUUUUCCAGGAGAAUGUUACUGCCCAGUGGUUGGUUGGCGCCACCUUGAUGGCUGCCGGAUGCAUUAUUGUUGGUAUGCGAGAGGAGAAGCCGAAGGAUAAUGAAGUUUCCAAUACUAGCACUGGUGCUGGUACCCGGGUUUGUGCAGAUGAAGAAAGUAUUAGAUUAACUGGUAAUCGAAAAAGGGACGAAGACGAUGAUUUGAUUGCCCUUGAGGAUUAA
Messenger RNA from Arthroderma uncinatum, 648 nucleotides. RefSeq lists its product as uncharacterized. NCBI's taxonomy places the organism in Eukaryota, Fungi, Ascomycota, Eurotiomycetes, Onygenales, Arthrodermataceae. The record is from RefSeq and is a predicted model, not a curated record. The transcript has 4 exons. The coding region runs from base 1 to 648 and encodes 215 amino acids.